Molecule: messenger RNA, 1509 nt
Organism: Sorghum bicolor (sorghum)
Lineage: Eukaryota; Viridiplantae; Streptophyta; Magnoliopsida; Poales; Poaceae
Product: remorin 4.1
Exons: 2
Coding region: 162-1103 (313 amino acids)
Source: RefSeq, a predicted model, not a curated record
CCCAAGCUCCGGCUUCUAUUUAAGAAGGCGUCCCCCGCCACCAUCCUACUCACCACACACCACCACCGGAGUCCACCCAAAGCAUUCGAUCUCCGACGAGCCGCAGAUGGUUUCGCGGCCGCUAGAGGCUUAGCGUUGAGGAGGAGGAAGCAGUGUGCCACAUGUUGGGUGAACAGACGGCGGCUAGCACUAGCAGCAGCAGCGGCAGCGGCAGCGGCAGCGUCGAGCAUCAGGAGAGGAUCGUCGAGGACAGGCGGUUGCAGCCGGUGGGGGAGAACGAGGAGGAGGAGGAGGAGUUCAGGGACAUCCACGCGCUGAGCCCGCCGCCGACGCCGAGCCAGCCGUCGUCGUACCGCCUCCGGGCGUCGUGGGGGUCAGCCGCGGGCGGGAGCAGGCACACGUCCAUCCGCUCCGUCGGGAGCGACACCGCACCCAGCGAGCCCUUCCCGACUAUGAGCAGGGAGUUCUCGGCCAUGGUCGCCGCCGCAGCCAACGCCGCAGCCAGCGCCAACUCCAACGGUGACGUCGUCGACAGGGACGUCGUGGACGCCAUGGGCAGGAGCAGGAUCGGGGAGGCCGAGGAGGAGCUGGAGGAGACCAACCCGCUGGCCAUCGUGCCCGACAGCAACCCCAUCCCGUCGCCGCGCCGGGGCCCGCCCACCCCUGGAGGCGCCGACGUCGCGCUGAUGGCCGCCAACGGCCACGGCCAUGGCCACGGCAACAGCAACGGCGAAGGUGGGAUGUCCGUGGGGCAGGUCAAGAAGGAGGAGGUGGAGUCCAAGAUCGCCGCGUGGCAGAUCGCCGAGGUGGCCAAGGUCAACAACCGCUUCAAGCGCGAGGAGGUCGUCAUCAACGGCUGGGAGGGCGACCAGGUCGAGAAGGCCAGCGCCUGGCUCAAGAAAUACGAGAGGAAGCUGGAGGAGAAGCGUGCCAAGGCGAUGGAGAAGGCGCAGAACGAGGUGGCCAAGGCGCGGCGGAAGGCGGAGGAGAAGCGCGCGUCGGCGGAGGCCAAGCGGGGCACCAAGGUGGCGCGGGUGCUGGAGCUCGCCAACUUCAUGAGGGCCGUGGGGAGGGCGCCAUCCACCAAGCGCUCCUUCUUCUGAACUCACUCCCCCCACAACGGCGGCCACCGGCCUCCCCUCUUCUUCAGCAAUUUCCUCUGCCCCCGCCUGCUCUGCUCGUCGCCGCCGGUACAGUUCAGUUGUUCGUUGGGAAUGGAUCGUUCACCGCUUCACUACACCGGGAUCUGACAGAGUGAUCAGUGCCGUGCUAGCUGUGUGGAACGCUUGUUUUAGUGUUGUAUCCACCACAUGUAUGAUUUGUAAACCCUUUUUUUUCCUGUUUCUCCUGUUUUGUGUUUCAUAUGGUAUGGUAUUGCAAAGUCCAUAUACCAUAAGAAGGAUGUGCUCUGCCCGAGUCUUGAGGGCAAGAGCUGCCUGUAUUUUGUUGGAAUUUUGUCAUCAACAGUUGUGUAUGUCAAUAUGAACAAGAUAUGAUGUCCAUUAUCAA